This is a messenger RNA of Vanessa tameamea, 455 nucleotides long. RefSeq lists its product as uncharacterized. The record is from RefSeq and is a predicted model, not a curated record. The transcript is spliced from 3 exons. Lineage: Eukaryota; Metazoa; Arthropoda; Insecta; Lepidoptera; Nymphalidae. The coding region runs from base 63 to 383 and encodes 106 amino acids.
UCAAGUAAUAAAAAUUAACAGUUAAAGCGCCAAAUACAAAAUUCUCAGUUUUUACUCUAAUAAUGGAUAUUUAUUUUGUAGACAAUGCUAGACAACAUGAAAUCGAAACAUUUUAUGAAGCUUGUCAACGACACAGGGACUACUAUAGAGGUUAUCCAAAAGCGUAUCAUCCCUUGUUGUACUUUAAAGACCCGGAAUACAUGUGGCAAUGUCCGCCAGAGAUGUCACCAACAUAUUUAUCGUUCCCGAUGUAUCAUGUGAAGUAUAAGCAACCAGUUGUGCUACCAGGCAACACUGGAAGAACCAGUGGAUUCCCCGCGCUGCCGAACCGCACACUUGCUGGACGCUUUAACAAAGCGGCCUGUAAAGCCUUUGUUAGAUAACCAGUAUACAUUUUCUAGCGAUAUUUUGUAUAAUGUCUAUUUCGUCAUGAAAUUACCCAUUUAAUACAAAUA